Messenger RNA from Cooperia oncophora, 285 nucleotides. Lineage: Eukaryota; Metazoa; Nematoda; Chromadorea; Rhabditida; Trichostrongylidae. The record is from the annotation of a GenBank genome assembly.
AUGACUGUGUUCAUUGCUGUGUUCAUUACCUCUAUUCUGCUGAUCGCCAAUAGCUUUCUUUACCGCUAUCUUCAGGUCUGCAAACACCAUCUCUUUGAACAUAUCAUGGCUCCACGGAAUCUCUCUGUCGUAAUUCUCGUGAAUGCAGCGAUUUUCGCAAACUGGUUUUUAGUUACUUACGUAGUGUACUGGCCGAAUGAUCAAUUUACUGCAAACAUCAGCCAAAUGGCCAAAGAGUUCACUGAGUUAGAUGCUUUCAAAUGCGCUCAGAUUGGAUUCUCCGUA